Loa loa (African eye worm) is the source of this 948-nucleotide messenger RNA. RefSeq lists its product as hypothetical. The annotation marks the transcript as partial. The record is from RefSeq and is a predicted model, not a curated record. The transcript has 6 exons. Lineage: Eukaryota; Metazoa; Nematoda; Chromadorea; Rhabditida; Onchocercidae.
GAAUGCUUUCCGGAAAGAUUGCGAUUACGUUUCGAACCGGAAGAGCCAUUUCACGGACAUAUAUAUGUGAAGGGGUACUUUACACAUGAAAACUGCCAUUUAGAUUUCACGCGGAAUCCAACUGUCAGCCCAUUUGACUUCAAUGUUUUAUAUAAAAGUCCUUGUGUUCAGAAAUGUGAAACGCAGGAAGAACCACCAAAUAUCUUCUUUCACGUGAAUGUCAUCGUUCAACAUCAUCAUUUAUUUCUGACACAAGCGGAUAGCGAGUAUAGUGUUAAUUGCUUUUAUAAACGCGAAAUUGAAAGUUCAGCUCAAGAGAUGAAAGUUAACGGAUGGCGAACCGUAAAAUAUGCAAGUGUUGGCGAUCGACUGAUCCAUAAAUGGAGCUGUGAAUCAGAUGGGUACGGUAUACUUGUUCAUUCAUGCUUUGUUCAUGAUGGUACCACUUCCCAGCUUGUCGAUAAACAAGGCUGUGUCAUUGACCACACAUUAAUGGAACCAUUGAUUUAUAAUGAUGAUCUCACGGUAGCACAUUCGGUGGUGCCAGCGUUCAAAUUUGCCGAUCAGCUUACCAUUCGUUUUCAGUGCAAAGUGACAUUAUGCAAUAAAUCGCAAAGUGGUUGUGAAGGCAUUUCGCCACCCAACUGCGAAAUUGUUUCGACUUCGACUUCGACUACUGAACUGUCUGAAACAGUUCCUGAUGGAUCGACCUCGACUGCCGAAUCUUCUGAAACAGUUCCUGAUGGAUCGACCUCGACUGCCGAAUCUUCUGAAACAGUUCCUGAUGGACCAACUUCGACUACUGAACCUCCUGAAGCACUUCCUGAUGGAUCGACUUCGGCUACUGAAUCUCCAACAGUUCCUGAUGGAUCGACUUCGGCUACUGAAUCCACUUCUGACUCUAAUGAAUCGGAAGAAAAUUCUAAUGAAUCAGAAGGUACGGAAUAG